Molecule: messenger RNA, 2031 nt
Organism: Brassica napus (rape)
Lineage: Eukaryota; Viridiplantae; Streptophyta; Magnoliopsida; Brassicales; Brassicaceae
Product: putative cell wall protein
Exons: 1
Coding region: 1105-1464 (119 amino acids)
Source: RefSeq, a predicted model, not a curated record
AAAGGAUAACAUCCCGCAAGAAUUACCGUUUUGAUGACAACCUAGUACUAGUUAGGGCUAUGAUCUAUAUUUAUUGUGUACAUAUAAUCUUUGAUUAUAGUAACCUAUCUUUCGGGUCGGUGAUUGGUCAUAUUCAGCUUUCACUUUUUUAAUAAUGUUUUUUUUUCUUCCUCCACUAAUGAAAAGACACCCCGCAAAACCGACCAAGUUGUGUUUUCUCGUUUCUUUGGUUUUAAAAACCGACCAACUAUCUAACUUAUUAUUUAGACAAUCAUUUUUCUUCAUAACUAAAUGUCAACGUAUUAUCUCACGUCCAUUUAUGCAUGAUGUUAUCCUUCGAAUCUUCUCGUAGAUGAUUACAUAUGGUUUUAACAUUUAGGAAUUUAUGUAGAAAUCUAAACGAUUCUUAAAAACAUAGCUAUUAUGUAAACAAUUAUAGACGUUGCUAAAAAAAUUGUAAAAAAUUAAGAGACAUUUGGCAAAAAAAACUUGAAUGGUGUUACCGUGGUGGUUUAGUGGUAGAGGGUCAGGACAUUUGGCAUAAACUUGUUUUUUGUUCUUAGAUUAGACUCAUAAAACUUUUUUAUAGUUACAAAAUAGUGACACGUUUUAAAUCCAUUAAAUUUCAAUAAACAGAUCAUUCGAAAGUUUAUGCUUUUAUUCACUCUGCCAUAAUUCGUCGUGUCCCAAAGUGAUAGUUAAUUGGUUAACAAAAGAUUGAUUUUGUCAAAAUAUAACCCUCUUCUCAGUGUAUCAGUAAAGCCUCGAUAGACAAAUGGGCCACUUGCAUUGUGUUUCAAUCCACAUGUAUACCUUGUUUUAGUUCUUCAUUUCUCUACUACAUCAAAAACAAAAACAACUAAUUAGUUAAUUUACUAAUCAGCAUUUGUGGCGGAUAGGGUGGCUGAUCAUGCAGUCUGUAAUACAAAGAUGCCACCAGACUUUCUAGGCUCUCUUUUGGAAAAUAAAGCACUUGUUUAACGUUCGUUUAAUGUACCCAUAAUUAGAUUGGCCCAUUUCAAUCUAUACAUUAUUCUGUUCCUCCUUCCCUCCACAAACCAAAAAAAUCCAGUCUCCCAACUUCUAUCCUCCACUAAAACAACAAUGGCUUCUCCUCUGCAAACACUGACUUCUACAAUGAUUCUGCUAAGCCUGCUUCUUGGAUGUGCAGAGAAAGUGACCGGAAUGCGUCACAUUCCCAACUCCUCCAAUGACACUGAGAUCAAACAUUCGGACUUUCUUGUAAACCUCGUGCCCCAACCAUCUGGUCUCAUUCCAGGUAUAGGGUGGUUCUUGCUGCCACCAAAUCCUAAGAAGCCAUAUCAUUUUUACAAAACCCCAAUUGCUGCUGCUCCCACCACUUCUUCUUAUGGAAUCCCUAGUAGCUUUGCACCAAACUCUGGAUACGAAGCUUCUGGUCCAAGAUCCAGAGAAGAUCAAGCUCCACCAGUGCCACAACCAUGACUUGAAAACAGUCAACAAAUAAGCGUUUGCUAGAUGCAAAAGAGUCUGUAACAAGUCUACUAGUCUUUUCACCAGUCAUAUCUAUGUCAUCUCUCUCUCUCUCUACUCGCAAGAAAAAAAAUUCAAUGUAUUGGAUAUAUCACGAGCAUUUGCUUUUAUGCUGUUACAAAUAGACAAUAACUGCAAACCAAAAAUGUAGUACAGACAAUAACAAUUAGAGUUUGGUCAGAUCAAGACAAAAUCCCAGAAGCUCAUAAAACAAUGGCGAUUAUGAAAACAGACAAGGUCUUUCGUGUCCAAAGCGUCAUCAUCAUAACCAAAGCAAACCGAUGUAAGGUUCACGCGCCCAAUACCUUGAAGAUGAUGUAACAAAGGAAGCAGAAAAAUAUAAAGAUGAAAAGAUAGUCAACGAACACGAAUAGCUUCAUCGAUCCAUGGCUUCGCUUUUUCAUCUUCAUCUUCAUCUUAUCCUCUUCCUCCUCCUCGAUGAGCUCAAUCCUCGCCAUUGUCUCCGAGAUUGAUCGAUCUUCUUCUUCUUCUUCUUCUCCGCUCGCGACUUUGCUGCGC